Ordospora colligata OC4 is the source of this 597-nucleotide messenger RNA. RefSeq names its product transcriptional repressor. The record is from RefSeq and is a predicted model, not a curated record. Gene Ontology annotation, biological process: protein ubiquitination. Gene Ontology annotation, molecular function: RNA binding; ubiquitin-protein transferase activity; metal ion binding. The transcript has a single exon. Bases 1 to 597 code for a protein of 198 amino acids. Lineage: Eukaryota; Fungi; Microsporidia; Ordosporidae. Gene Ontology annotation, cellular component: CCR4-NOT complex.
AUGAUAUCAAAAGAUACACAGGCACAAGCUCCUGAUACAUCCCCGAGUUUUUCAAGCAUAAGAGUUGUGCAGAAGAACCUUGUGUACAUAAUAUGCAUUCCACAGAAGUAUGCAUACGAAGACGUUCUUUGUAGGAACGAGUUCUUUGGACAAUUUGGAAUCAUCAAGAAGAUAGUUGUGAAUAAACGUGCAUCCUCAUUGGAGUCUACUGCCAGUGCAUACAUCACAUACAGCACAAGCGAGGAAGCAAGGAUAUGCAUACAAGAAGUUGAUGAGAGCUUGCUCGACGGAAAGGUUCUGAAGUGCACAUAUGGAACAACGAAGUACUGCACAUUUUACUUAAAAAACUCAAUAUGUCAGAAUGGAGAAUGCAUGUAUUUGCAUGAAAACAAGCCGCAGAAGGAUCUCCUUACAAAGGAUGAGAUGUGCAACUCAAAGCAUAAGCUUCAUGAAUUUGAACCUAAGAAUAAGAAUAAAAAGAGAAUAGGAAGGAAGUACAACCUUGAUAUCCUGAACGAGCUCUUUAAGCAUAAAACAUCAAGAGUGUUUAAAGCACCAGACAAGAUACUCUUUGAGCCACUAGACUUCACAAAUUGA